AUGUCCUCUGAACAGACGACAACAUCUUCGGAUGCAGCCCCAGCUUUUCAAAUCAAUCAAAAGAAAUUGAAAGAACUUGCUGAAAGUGCCAAUGCGAUCAAAAUCGGUGGCAAGGGCACAGCUCGCCGAAAGAAGAAAAUCAUUCAUCGAUCAGCCAAUGCAGGUGACAAAAAUCUUCAAAGUUCAUUGAAAAAACUCGCUGCGAACAAUAUUCCGAACAUUGAAGAGGUCAACAUGUUUAAAGAUAAUGGUGAAGUAAUUCAUUUUUCAAAUCCAAAGGUGCAAGCCUCACUCGGCUCAAAUACAUAUGCUAUCUCCGGUCCAUCGGAUACAAAAUCACUACAAGAUAUGUUACCAACCAUCAUGUCACAAAUGGGCAUGUCCACGGUUGAUCCUGGUCUAGCCAGUGAAUUUAGCCGACGUAAAGGUGGCGAAAACGAAACAGGGGAUGGUCAAGCAGGAACAACAAACGAACAAGAAGGUGAUGACGAAGUACCAAAUCUUGUCGAAAACUUCGAUGAUGUAUCAAAUAGCAAAUAA
This is a messenger RNA of Adineta ricciae, 540 nucleotides long. The record is from the annotation of a GenBank genome assembly. Lineage: Eukaryota; Metazoa; Rotifera; Eurotatoria; Adinetida; Adinetidae.